Messenger RNA from Ceraceosorus guamensis, 4128 nucleotides. RefSeq names its product OPT-domain-containing protein. Gene Ontology annotation, molecular function: oligopeptide transmembrane transporter activity. The transcript is spliced from 3 exons. Lineage: Eukaryota; Fungi; Basidiomycota; Exobasidiomycetes; Ceraceosorales; Ceraceosoraceae. The record is from RefSeq and is a predicted model, not a curated record. The coding region runs from base 322 to 3825 and encodes 1167 amino acids. Gene Ontology annotation, biological process: transmembrane transport.
AAUCGUACCAUUCGUGAUUCUGAUUUCCCCAUCUGGUUGCCGCCUCUCCAUCCGUAAGCGCCCCCCCCCUUUUUCCAUUGCCUCUCUCUAUCCUCAGCCCACCAGCAUCCGCUCAAGCCUGCAUACAGCCACGCACUCGCACUUCUUCACGCUAUUCAACCAUCGAAGCUGGCGUCAUCGUCUUUCGACGCUGCCCUUUGCGCAGCAAUUCUGCCAGGCUUUCAUCCUGCUUCGCGCGCGGUCUCAGUCACCGCGAAUCAGAUUGUGCAACAGCUUCGUCAGCCUUUUGCCGCUGAAACUGACUGCUGAGCUCCACCCACGAUGAACGGCUUCGCGCGUGAUGGUGAUUCCGAUAGGCCGGGGACGAGCAGCGGAAGACGAGCAGGCACGAGCAGCGGAAGGCCCACCACAGGUAGACCAAGAACGGCAAGGACAGGCACUGCAUCUGGUCAAAGACCUCUGACACGGGGCGUGGGCGGUCUCAACAACGCUGCGGGAGAUCAGGAGGGCUAUUUGGACGAAUGGGACGAGGAUGAGUAUGAGAGCGAGGACGAUGGUGACGUGUUCGCAUUCGUGCCUCCCGACAUUGGCCAAUCAGCGCCAACAAUUCAGAUUGGAGACGCUUCAGGCGCAAGCGUGAAUGCGUCGGCUAUGCCAGAGAUGCCGCCAACGCCAAACGAUGCGUCAAGGCAGGCUAGCGAUCCUAACGCUCUCAGCAUCGCUGCCACUGGUCUUGAUCCCACCCGGAAGGCGCAAGCUGCUCAAGAAGAAGAUGAAGAAGAGACUUUCUACUUUGAUGAAGUCACUGGAGCCGUUUACGACGCGCAGGGGAAUCUGGUAGAGAUGCCGCCCGGCUUUGAUCCUGCUGCGCUGCGCGAGAAUGUGCAAGAGACUGCGCAGGGCGACGCUCCCGAGUCUUUCCGCUCUGCCGAUCCUCACAUGGGCGACGACUCGGUCGCUAUAGGUAUGGUAGAGCAUGAACCCGAGGCGAUUGGCGAGCCCGUCGGGUUGGAGGAGGUGAGGAGCGCCAUUCCUUUGCCAGGUCGAGGCAACUCCUUCGACUCUCCCAUUUACGACGCUGGCACACGUCGCGCCGCUUACCUCGCCGAUCCGCGAGUGUCGAUGGAUCGCGUGUCAUCGAAUGCUUCGAGCGUCAGCAGGGAUGUGGGCCCGGCGCUGAGUCACGCUAGGUCAGUGCACGCCCUACCUCAAAUGGAUGUACUCGACGAAGUGGACUACUUGCCCACAAGUCGAGAAGGCCUAUCAUCACGGCACGGUGCUCGCGACUUUGGCACGACCGCAAGCGGCGGUAUGAUGGUUGACAGUCACAUCCCGGUGAGCCAAUCCCGGCGCACGAGCGGUCUGGGAACCAUUGACCCUGCCGCUGCAAACGUCUCUGCGGUCGGCCACGGCAGCAUGCGACAGCGCAACAACCGACUUAGCGUUCAUGCGGAUGCAGGUCGAAGUCCCGACAGCGAUGUCAAAUUCAAUCUGGGCACAAGCUACGACUUUGGUGACACUGAUGCCGACCUCUCGUCCAAGCUGGGGUACGAAGAGCGCCUCGGCGACGGCGAGGGACUGGCGCAUCCGUCGAACGGCAACGCCCAGAUAGGUCCCAUGGGAAUGCGUAUGGUCGAGCUUGAGAUGGAUAUGGAGGAAGAUUCGCCCUACCCAGAAGUUCGCGCCUCGGUUUCCAACAUCGACGAUCCCGACAUGCCGGCGUUCACCUUCAGGAUGUUCGUAAUCGCAAUGAUCCUUGUCACGAUUGCUUCUGCAGCGAACAUUCUGUUCAACCUGCGCUACCCGUCGCCCGCAAUCACUCCGAUCAUCAUCCAGCUGGUGGCAUACCCAAUAGGCAAAUGUAUGGCGUAUGUGCUGCCCAUCACCGAGUGGAGAUUGCCAAGGUGGCUAGGCGGUGGCACCUUCAGCCUCAAUCCUGGCGCUUUCAACAUCAAAGAGCACGCUCUCAUCACCUUGACUGCCAACGUUGCUAUCAGCCAGGCGUACGGAUUCAACACUCUCCUAGUUUUGGACUCUGACAAAUUCUACGGCGAGCCAACCAGCAAAGGGUUUGGCAUCCUUUACAUGCUCACCAGCCAGCUGCUGGGCUUUAGUUUCUCUGGCCUUUGCAUUCCCUUCUUGGUGACGCCUGCUAGCAUGAUCUGGCCCCAGAAUCUGGUCACCGCUACUGUGCUCAAUACGCUUCAUGCCGAAGACGACGGAAUGGAUGGUAGCAUCACGCGGUUCAGAUGGUUUAGCUUCCUGUCGCUUGGCGCGUUCGUCUGGUACUUUGUGACCAAUUUCCUCUUCACGGCGCUAAACUACUUCAAUUGGGUGUGUUGGAUUGUGCCGAACAAUCACCUCGUCAACACAUUGUUUGGCACUGUCGGUGGCAUGGGCCUGUCAGUCUUGACUUUCGAUUGGUCGCAAAUUAGCUACAUUGGAUCACCUUUAGUUGCACCGUGGUGGGCGGAAUGCAACAUCUUCGCUGGGUUUCUGGCUUUCUACUGGAUCGUUGCGCCUAUCCUCUACUACAAGAAUGUGUGGAACUUUGCGCACCUUCCAUUCAUCAGCGGACGCAGCUUUGACCGCUUCGCACAGCCCUACGACGUCAAGCGAGUGCUCGGCGCCGACUCGAGGCUCAACCUUGAGCAGUAUGCGCAAUACUCCGCGCUGUACCUUCCCGUCUCGCUGUUCAUGGCGUACUGGAGCGGUUUCGCUACCAACACAUCCGUCCUGGUCCACACUGCUCUCUACCACGGUGACGCCCUGUGGAAGGGAGCCCGUCAAAUCAAGACCGAAGAGGAUGACAUCCACGCCAAGUUCAUGCGUCGUUAUCCUACCGUUCCGAUGUGGUGGUACUUGGCCUCUUUGGUCGUCACCUUUGGUCUCGCCAUCGUUGUUGUCGAGGUCUUCAGCACGGGUAUGCCUGUUUGGGCACUAGUACUCGCCAUCGCCGUUUCAGUGGUCUACACCUUGCCAUCUGGCUUCAUCUAUGCCAUGACUGGCACGCUACCUCUUACCAAUCUUAUUGGCGAGGUUGUGGCAGGCUAUGUCAUGCCAGGCAGGGCGAUUCCGAAUAUGAUCUUCAAAGUCUACGCCGUUCAAACGAUGUCCAGCACGCUCAACUUCGUGCAAGAUCUCAAGGUUGGACACUACAUGAAGAUCAACCCGCGCUACACAUUCACCAUGCAGUUCGUUGCCGUUGCUUGGACUGCCAUUGUGCAAUGGGCUGUCAAGCAAUUCAUGUUCAGCCACGUGGACCGCAUCUGCUCAGACGACCAACCACAGCGCUUCGAUUGCCCCAAUGCAGACGUCUUCUUCAACUCGUCGGUCAUUUGGGGCGCCAUUGGUCCUACGCACUUGUUCGGCAAAGAGUCGCUGUACGGCAGUGUUUACUGGGGCCUGUUGGUCGGAGCCAUCGUGCCCAUCCCAAUUUGGUUUUUGGCUCGGCGCUUCCCAAGAUCUAUCAUCAAAUUCAUUUCUACGCCAAUCUUUUUCAACGGCAUCGCGUUCAUUCCGCCUUGCACCGGCAUCAACUACACCAGCUGGUUCCUUACAGGUUUCAUCUUUCAAUACGUCAUUCGCAAAUUCAACUUUAGGUGGUGGUCAAAGUACAACUUUGUCACCAGCGCAGCGAUGGACUUUGGCACUGUGACGUCGUUCAUCCUCCAAUUCUUUGUCCUCUCGCUGCCCAGGAAUGGCGAGGUGGCCCUGAACUGGUGGGGCAACUCGGUCGCCUUCAACAAUCUGGAUGGCGCUGGUACGCCCUUCAUGCCGACAGGCCCCGACGGUAUUAGACCGCCGCCGGCGGCUUCCAUGUGACCCCGCGCCCGCCCCUCUGAUACAAUCUGCCACGCGCUCAUUCGCUCGUUGCUUCGCUUCGUGUGCUUCUCGAAUGCCACAUCGUCCCGUCCAUUACUUCUUGCGGCCUUCUUUCCUCAUCGCAUUCCUCUCAUACUGGCCUCGCGCUCCGUCCCUUUCCAAAUUGGAGCCCCUUUGGCUGUCCUAAAGAGUUUGUAAAUUUCUCUUCCAUACAAGACUGCCCAGACUUUCCCGAGAGUGUGUCAAAUUCACAUGCAACAUGUCACGACGCAAUUUCUGUCGCCACGAAAUCUUGCCCGCAUG